AUGGACGCUCUGAAGUCCCGUCUCGGUUUGAUUUUAUGCAUGUUAUAUUUGGUCAAGGCAUGGCUUGCGAUAUGGGCGUGGCGGAAACUGGAUCGUCACCUCCGCAACAAGUACGGGUUGGGUUUGGUCGAUCUGUUGAGGAAUUCUUUUGACGGAUCUGAGAGGAGCUUGAUUCCGCUGUUGCAGGACUAUCCCAUCAUACUUCCCGCGCUGCUUGCGUUAUGGGCUUGGCAGGCCCUGGGCUUGAGCUCUUUCUUCUCUAUGCUUGUUUUUGUCUUCCUUUUACGUUCUUGA
Linum trigynum is the source of this 294-nucleotide messenger RNA. NCBI's taxonomy places the organism in Eukaryota, Viridiplantae, Streptophyta, Magnoliopsida, Malpighiales, Linaceae. The record is from the annotation of a GenBank genome assembly.